AUGGCGACCAUCCAGGCCAUCGAGGCCCGAUCGGUCCAUCAAAUCCAGUCGGGUCAGGUCAUCGUCGACCUGUGCUCCGUCGCCAAAGAGCUGGUUGAGAACAGUCUCGAUGCCGGCGCCACGUCGAUUGAGGUCCGGUUCAAGAACAAUGGGCUGGAUUUAAUCGAGGUGCAGGAUAAUGGCGGCGGGAUUGCGCCGGAUAACUAUGCGAACAUUGCAUUAAAACAUUAUACCUCCAAAUUAUCCUCGUUCGAUGACCUCUCGCGCCUCAACACCUUCGGCUUCCGAGGCGAGGCGCUAUCCUCGCUGUGCGCCCUCGCCGAUUUCCACAUCGUCACAGCCCAAGCUCAGCAGGUCCCGCGCGCGAACCGUCUCGACUUUGAACAGUCCGGGAAACUCGGCAAGACGCAGAUUGUGGCCGGGCAGAAGGGGACUACCGCGUCGGUGGAGGGGAUCUUCAAGCGACUCCCUGUGCGUCGACGAGAGCUGGAGAAGAAUAUCAAGCGGGAAUAUGGGAAGGUGUUGAAUUUGCUCCAUGCCUACGCGUGCAUUAGCAGUGGGGUACGGUUCAGCGUGCGCAACGCGGUGGGCAAGACACGGAAUGUGGUGGUGUUCUCAACCAACGCCAAUCGCACCACCAAGGAGAAUAUUGCGAACGUCUACGGGGCCAAGACGCUGUCAGCGCUGAUUCCGCUCGAUCUUGAGCUGGAGUUUGAACCGUCGGCAGCGACGAGGCGUGCUGCGGCAACGAAUGGGGAGCAGCUCAACCAUAUCCAGCUGCGCGGCCAUAUCUCGCGGCCGGUGUUUGGCGAAGGACGCCAGACUCCAGAUCGUCAAAUGUUCUUUGUGAACUCGCGCCCUUGUGGGCUGCCGCAGAUUGCCAAGGCCUUUAACGAAGUUUAUAAGUCGUUUAAUGUGUCGCAGUCGCCAUUUAUCUUUGCUGAUUUCCAGAUGGACACAAAUGCCUACGAUGUUAAUGUCUCGCCGGAUAAGCGCUCGAUCCUGCUUCAUGAUGCCGCCGCGUUGAUUGAGUCGCUCAAGACGUCUCUUGCGCAGCUUUUCGAGGCGGCGGAUCAGACGGUCCCGCAGUCCCAGGUUCUCGGGUCCAAGCCGUCGGCUGUUAAACAGCAGGCUCUCGGUUCAUUACCGGGGGUUUCGACUGCUCGGCAGGUCAAUCAACCUGCGUCCGAAACUCCUACAAAGUCAAGUCAAGGUCAGGACGAGGAUGAGUCGGUAGAGGAUGAGCCGCAAACCAGCAUUCAAAGCGCUCAAGGCAGAAUGAAGCGUUUUAUGAGCUCGCAAGAUGACCACACGAACCAAGCCGAUGCUCCAUCUUCUCCUCUCACGGUCACAAAAACACCCAGUCGAGCACCGAAGCCAUCUCCCGCCACGGCCCCUGCUGAACCUGAGCCAGAAGCCCCAUCUGCCGAUUAUGAACACCAAGAGGAUCUUGACGAGCCACCAGAGGCUCUGGAAGAGGACGAUCCGGAGCCUGAUAUCUCCCAAGAACCCUCAUCACAGUCCUCAGAAGAGGAACAACCACCCACUCGUCAGCACGAGGACCUCGAUGAAACUCCAAAUGUGGUCCAGAACGCGUUCGAUAGAAUGCGCCCACGACGUGUCCCGGCUGAGAUGGCGACUAUCACCAUCGGGAAUCGCACGGUUACUUCCAUGGUCGGCAGCGGUCUACCGCGCAAGCGAGCAUUUGACGCGUCGCCGUCUACUAGGGAACCGCCGCAACGGAAACGAAAAAUCCAUACACCAUCGCGGCCUAAUAUAUUCGGCAAACAUAUGAAGGCUUUUGCGGCUCCCGGGUCGCAGCCGCCCGAGGAACACGAGGAAGAAGACGAAUAUGAAGAAGCAGACGAUGGCUCUGCAGAUGAGGUUGAUCAAAAUGACGACGUAGAAGACGAGGAUGAGGAUGAGGGCGAAGCGAGUUCCGCUCCUCCAUCCGAGGAUAUGGAUUACGUUCCCGAAGAACAGGGCUCGUCUGACCCACCGGCAAUUGACAAAGACCAGGAAGCCAACGAGGAAGAGAGGGUACUUAUCGCAGAUGAAAGCGGCGUCGAUGAAGCCGAUAAAAAGGCUCAAGAAGAGGCCAGGGUGCAACAGCUCAUCCACGACGCCGAAGAAACAGCCAUGCUUCCCCAAGAGCUUAACACCAGCCGCGCAAACAAAAUUAACAAGGGUACCACCCACCGUGAUACCACCGUGCAACUUGUGAGCACAAUUGAUGGAUCCCUUUCACGGCUACAGUCGCAAAUGACAAAGUUGCAAGACUGUCUGCAGCCCCAUGGGCCAUCGUCUGGACCGGAAGAAGCCGAUUUCAAUGACAAAACCCCCGAGGACCGACUGUCCCUAACAGUUAGCAAGACCGAUUUCGCGCAGAUGCGCAUCGCCGGGCAAUUCAACCUGGGAUUCAUCCUGGCUGUCCGGCCCGCAGAGGACCACGACGAGCUGUUCAUCAUCGAUCAACACGCCUCCGACGAGAAAUUUAACUUUGAGCGUCUCCAAGCCGAAACCGUGGUCCAGAACCAGCGACUGGUCCGCCCGCAGCGUCUCGACCUCACGGCCGUGGAAGAGGAGAUCGUGCUCGAAAACCGCCCCGCGCUAGAAAAGAACGGUUUUAUCGUUACCGUCGACGAAAGCGGCGACGAACCCAUCGGCCGCCGCUGCCAGCUCGUCUCGUUGCCGCUCAGCAAGGAAGUAGUUUUUGGUUCGCGGGAUCUGGAGGAGCUGAUCGUGUUGCUGUCGGAGUCUGCUGUCACCAGCGAGUCCUCGGUGCCGCGUCCCAGCAAAGUGCGCAAGAUGUUCGCUAUGCGCGCCUGUCGCUCGAGUAUUAUGGUGGGAAAGACGCUGACGGCGCGGCAAAUGGAGCGCGUGGUCCGCAAUAUGGGGACUAUCGAUAAGCCCUGGAACUGUCCGCAUGGUCGACCGACGAUGCGGCAUCUGAUGAGUCUUGGGCAGUGGGAUGAGUGGGAUGAAUGGGAGACCCCUGGGGAGGGGGCUUGGGGGUAUGGAAGGAGUACAUGGAAGAAGAAGGCGAAGACGAGGACGAUGGAUGAAACCAGCAACGAUUGA
This is a messenger RNA of Penicillium alfredii, 3081 nucleotides long. Its product is annotated as ATP-binding mismatch repair protein PMS1. The transcript has 4 exons. Gene Ontology annotation, molecular function: ATP hydrolysis activity; ATP binding; mismatched DNA binding. Lineage: Eukaryota; Fungi; Ascomycota; Eurotiomycetes; Eurotiales; Aspergillaceae. The coding region runs from base 1 to 3081 and encodes 1026 amino acids. Gene Ontology annotation, cellular component: MutLalpha complex. Gene Ontology annotation, biological process: mismatch repair. The record is from RefSeq and is a predicted model, not a curated record.